UUGUGUCGGCUACACACCGACGAAAGGAAACCCUCAAGAAACCCCUUUCCUCUUCUUUUCUCCACUUAUAUUUCACCACAAAAAUUUUUUCAAGAUUCCAUGCCCCAAAACCACAGCCUUUCCCUCCCUAAAUUUCCAUAGAAAAAACUACAGCAACGAGGAGACUAUUGUGGAAGAGCUUAGUACUGACGACUUGAUAUGGGCAAUUGUGUGUUCAAAGGAUUUGGAGAAGUUGAAGAGAUGGUGAAAGUGGUAACAUCCAGUGGCGGCAUCAUGGAGCUAUUCGCACCCAUCACCGCGGAGUGCAUAACCAACGAGUUCCCUGGCCAUGCCAUUUACCGCACCCGUGACUUGUUCUCUCAGCCUCUCCUCCACAACGAAGAGCUCCAUGCAGGAGAGCUCUACUAUCUCCUCCCCCUCAACAACAGCUUCACAAAACAAAACAAUCAAAACAUUAACAGCCAUCAAGACGACGACAGCAAGAUCGGUAACAAUAUUAUAUCUUCUUCGUCUUCAUCUGUCACUACUCCCUAUCGCAUGUCGUUUGAUCACCAGAGGGUGUUGAAGAGAAGCGAGGCGGAGGUGUUGCCGAGGUAUAACAACAGCGGAGUGUGGAAGGUGAAGCUGGUGAUAAGUCCAGACCAGUUGGCGGACAUCCUGGCGCAGGAGGCUCGAACGGAGGCGUUGAUAGAGAGCGUGAGGACGGUGGCUAAGUGUGGGAAUGGGGUCUCAUCGGUAGCUAAUUCUGAUCAAUGGAGUGUUUCUAGUAGUUGGAAAGGAUCCUUGGGGAAAUGUGCUGAAGAUAGAUGGUGACUAAUUAUCAGUGUAGAAUAUUUGCUUCCUAAUAUUUGAUGUUUCUUCUUUGUUGUAGAAUGUAGAAUUAAUAUCUAAUGGUGUGGUUUUUUUCAUCCUGGA
Molecule: messenger RNA, 915 nt
Organism: Theobroma umbraticum
Lineage: Eukaryota; Viridiplantae; Streptophyta; Magnoliopsida; Malvales; Malvaceae
Product: UvrABC system protein C
Source: RefSeq, a predicted model, not a curated record